UUCUUCGAUUAUACGCUUAUAAAGUAUCUUGCAACAAGUAGCAAGCGAAUACUUGGAAGAAAAAAAUAAGAAGUGAAUUGACUCAGGCAGGAUGGUUAAAUUAGAUACCCCCGUAGCGUUCAAUGCUUUUGUCAAACCGAGGAAAAUUGAUUCGAACAAUCGAAGGCGGUCAACAGAUAGUCCGGGGUUUCAAUUCAACACGUCCACACCGUCUAUUAAAUCUUCGCUCAGGCAGACCCACCGGGCAGGCACCUCAACUGGGUUCUCGCCUGAAACGCCAGCGGGGCUGGAAAUGACACUGAACGAUGCAUGGGACAUGGCCACGCCCAACAAAACCUCGCCUGUCAAACGCGCACGGCUGUCGUUUGAGACAUGUUUUAGUCCAGAUGUGCGUUUCAAUGAGGAUCACUAUUUCGCCAGACCACUAGAACGGCAUCCCACGAGUUUAGCAGCGUCAUCGCGACAGCCGAAUGGGGCUCAGGCUACUGAAUCUGCUGUGCACAAACACGGUCAAUCACAGGCAAAUACUACCUCGUCACGGAAUCACAAUACUCCACACACAAACACCCCACACGCGAACAGAACACCACACGCACAUAGUAAUACGCCCAAUGAAAACCGCACACCGCACACACGAACAAUGACAAAUAAGACGCCAAGUCACGCUAGACCUCCCACCGGAGUGAGGUCGAAGGCGAGCAGUACAAUCAAUCCGAAUUCGGAGUACGCAAAAGGCAAUUCAGAUGCGAAUGGGAAUCUCAAUGGAUGCCUAGCAACGCUUGAAUGCAAUCUGAAUGUGAAAGGAACUGCUUGUGGUAGUAAUGUGACACUGACCACGUCCCGCAACCCACACAACGGGAAUGUGCACCGGCCCAGAAUUACAACGAAUGUGACGCAGCGACAUAUGUCAUCUACAACCAGGAAGGACAAAGGGCUGUCUCGAAUGCCCUCAUCGCCUGGAUGUACACCCGAAAGACGCGAGUACAACCUGUCUACCGCGGAAAUGCCAAGAUCGCCUGCCAGGGCUAGAAUUCGUCAUCCGGAAAUGGCACUCGAAGAUGAUCAGUCUUAUACUCGAAAAGGGCUAUCGAACAAACCUGUCAAAACCACGAGCAGGUAUCGAGAAGAAUUUACGGAGAUCUCUGCGCUUGGAUCAGGAUCAUUCGGGAAUGUGUUCUUGUGCUAUCGAAAAUUGGACAAAGCCUACUACGCGAUAAAGCGAUUCAAAACGCAGCCGAUUCACAGAGAAGUGUAUGCACACGCCGCAAUCUCGGCCUUUGGAGACUCGCCCCACGUGGUGCGAUAUCAUACGUCGUGGGUGGAGGAUUGUUUGAUGCACAUCCAGAAUGAGUACUGUAACAUGGGCAACUUGUGCGAUUUUGUAGAUCGCCGAUCAGAUCCACCAUGCCAACACAUGCUGACCGAGAUACUGUGGCAGCUAGCAGAGGGUUUGAAAUUUAUUCAUAAUCAUGGCAUCGUUCAUAUGGACCUGAAACCGAAGAAUGUCUUUGUCAAAGCACUAUGCAACACCGAAGAAUACGUCGACCACAGACGAGGGGAUGAAGCCUUGGCUGAUGGAACGUCACAUUUGCACUCCUCAAAACUGCGGCAUGCUGGCCGAAUACCAGACACGCCGAGUUUCACACACGAAAACCAGAACGUCGACGCCAACGAGAGUCACCAAAGUUUACACAGGGCCAACGGUGCUGAUGAGUGGUCGGCGAAUUCUAAUGUGAAGUCUGCGCAUGAGGGUGUGGGUGUGCCGAAGAUGCCUAAUGGCAACAAAUAUGUGUGCGCAAUCUGCCACCCCAAUUCGAAGCCCGUGGAUCAGGAGUUGCCGAAGUUCCUGUACAAACUCGGUGAUUUUGGCCAUGCGGUGUCUUCUAAAACGCCCGAUGUACUGAACGAAGGGGACUGUCGGUACUUGGCACCCGAAAUAUUAGCCGAAGACACCCGAAACUUACGAAAAGCCGAUAUAUUCGGACUCGGACUUCUAAUUUAUGGCAUUGCAAUCGAUGAGGACCUCCCGAAGAAUGGAAAGGAUUGGACCGAUUUAAGGGAAGGCAAUUUGAAAGAAAUGCCGCAAUGCAGCGCAAAAUUUGCCAUGUUAAUUCGAAAGAUGUGUGACCCAGACCCUACCAAACGACCAACUGCUGCAGACAUAGCCGCAGAUGUGGUGAAAGGUGUGGGUGGUGACUCCAUGCUGAGUCCCGGUCAACUUGCUGACUUCACCCGCGAGCUAUCAGACAAGACAAAGGCAUUACAGAAGCGACAACGGGAAGUGAGAGCUUUAGAGGUGAGUAUAAUGGGCCAAGAACUCGCCCUUAAGACCCGACAGCGGCAACAACAGAGCCUGCUGGCACGGCAGCAACAACAGUCACACGCACACGUGCUCCCACGAGCACAUGCACAGGUACAGACAACUAGUUUAACGAAGGCAGACACGCAUACAGUGCGACAAACGAUACGCACACAUGCCGUUGCCGCGAGAAGUGGGACUAAUCAACACGUACACGGUCGCACUGCUUUGAAUGUAGCAAGGCCUACGAAUCAUAUAUUUACUAAACCGACAGCGUUGAGCUCCCACGCGCAAGCGGCCUAUGCACGAUCGCAAGCAGAAAAGCACAAAACCAAGGGCCCGCUUAUAGACCGAAAAAAUGAGAAGGGCUUUUCAAUUCACGAUGCUCACGGGCACGACGAGCGUGUAACAAGGCACGUAUCAUUAAAUGGACUACCCAAUGAAAAUCGACACAGCAUGAAGUCAAACAGAGCCGCGUAUCUGAAAGAUGGACAAAGCCAUUCAAGGACGAUGACAAGUAGUGGGUCUCGUGCACCAAAUCCAACAACCGACUCUCAAGCUGAAAAAGAACUAGAACGGAGCGCGAUGAACAAACGUUUCACGAAGCCCCAACUACCCAGGCCUCUGACUGGUGGUGCAAGAGGCUACAAUCUGAGUCGAAGCACGAGUACGAACUGGUAGUGGCUUCUCUAGGAUUUAACCUUGGCAUUUCUAGAAGGCGUAUCGCCUACAGCUGAGAUUGGCCUGUACGUCGCUGGCAAGAAAAUCACCCAAAUCAAUGCCAAAAUAAAGGCACAUCUUCUCAAUACAGUGUGAAGAAUUGCCAGGUGAUACUUUCAUCAUUAUUAAGUCUACGUUAACUACCAAAAUCAAGACCGGAAUUUGGGCACAUCAAUCUCGAUACUGUGUGGAAAUUGUCAGGUGAUACUUUCAUUAUUAUUAAGUCUACGUUAAUUAGCCCCCGGCAGUGGUGGCGGUGGACCUCGUGGCGGGUUUUUAGUACCUCUGCCACUAUGUGACUCAUCCUGAGAGAGUGGUAUUGAUUUAUGCUUGGUACCCAUCAUAGCUCGCGCCAUCGCUGCUUGAGGUGUUUCUGUAGAGAAUAAACAUGCACUCAAAUAAGUGAGUCACUUCUCUGAAG
Sphaeroforma arctica JP610 is the source of this 3440-nucleotide messenger RNA. Its product is annotated as WEE protein kinase. NCBI's taxonomy places the organism in Eukaryota, Ichthyosporea, Ichthyophonida. The record is from RefSeq and is a predicted model, not a curated record. Gene Ontology annotation, biological process: protein phosphorylation. Gene Ontology annotation, molecular function: ATP binding; protein kinase activity. The transcript is spliced from 20 exons. The coding region runs from base 92 to 2980 and encodes 962 amino acids.